Molecule: messenger RNA, 5336 nt
Organism: Aphidius gifuensis
Lineage: Eukaryota; Metazoa; Arthropoda; Insecta; Hymenoptera; Braconidae
Product: ras-specific guanine nucleotide-releasing factor 2-like
Exons: 26
Coding region: 140-4672 (1510 amino acids)
Biological process (GO): Ras protein signal transduction; positive regulation of GTPase activity
Cellular component (GO): plasma membrane
Molecular function (GO): guanyl-nucleotide exchange factor activity; protein binding
Source: RefSeq, a predicted model, not a curated record
UUUUUGAAUUUUAUGUGAAAAAAAUAUAUAUAUAUUUAAACAGACGGCUCACACGUUCGAUAAAAAGUAAUUCAGGGUAGUUUUGACAAUCAAUAAAAUUAAUUGAGAAAUAGAAGUAUAUUUUUUUAAAAGUGUCAUCAUGCUUAGUCCAAAAAUGCAGAAAACUGUAAGGGUCAAUGAUUCGCAAAUACUCAUGUUGUCUGAGAGGGCCCACUUUGAUCAUUCUUUGGCCGGUUAUUUACAUAAACGAACUGCCGACUCAGCAAAGUGGCAACUUCGGUGGUUUGUUCUCUAUCAGAAUUUAUUAUUUUACUACGAGAGCGAGACAUUCUCACGACCAAGUGGCAUUGUAUUACUGGAGGGCUGCUACUGCGAUCGACUUAUUACAACUCGUGGAAAAGAAUCGGAAAAACAGCAUUGUUUUGCAAUAUCAUACAGACGUGAAAAUCAACGACAAUACGAGCUUAAAGCAACGACAGAGUCAGAUUGCAAAACCUGGAUAGAAGCCAUACGAGAAGCUAGUUUCAACAAAUUAUUGUUACAAAAAGAAGAAUUAGAACAAAAACAUUUACAUCUUUUGCAAAUUGUUGAGAGUGAAAAAACAGCAAAAUGGCAAUAUACACAACAAUGUGAAGAACUUGCAUCAGAAAUAAAAAAAUUACGAGCUGAGUUAUGUACUUUAAAAAGAGAAUUACGACCGAGCUCAGUUGCUCUUGCAGCUUAUGGUGAACAGGGUGGAAUACAACGUAACAUGUCACCGUGUAUUGGAUAUGUUGGUGGUAUUGGAAUUGGACAGUCAAUCAAUUCUGGUAUACAUGGAUCCAAUGUACAUGUUGGUGGUAUUGGAGCUGGAUUAAGAGGCAUAGCAGAGGGCUCAACUGAUAUUGAAAAAAUAAAAAAGGUUCAGAGUUUUUUUCGUGGUUGGCUUUGUCGACGUAGAUGGAAGCAAAUUGUUGAACAAUAUAUUAAAAGUCCACAUGCUGAAAGUAUGCGUAUGCGUAACAGUUUGGUUUUUCAAAUGGUAGAAGCUGAAGAAGAAUAUACAGAACAAAUGGGUACUCUUGUUAGUUGUUUUUUGAGACCAUUUAAAAUGGCAGCAAGUUCUAAAAAACCACCUUGCAGUCAUGAAGAUGUGAAUAGUAUUUUUUUAAAUAGUGAAACUGUAUUAUUUCUUCAUCAAAUAUUUUUAAAAGGUCUCACAUCACGAAUGGAAAGUUGGCCAACUCUUGUACUUGGUGAUUUAUUUGACAUGCUAUUGCCAAUGCUAUCAAUUUAUCAAGAAUACGUGAGAAAUCAUCAUUAUAGUUUGCAAGUAUUGACUGAAUGUAAACAGUCAUCGUCGUCAUUUGCUGCACUUUUAUCACGUUUGGAAAACAAAACAACAUGCCAAGGGAGAUCCCUCGAGACUUUCCUCACUUAUCCUAUGCAUCAAGUACCAAGGUAUAUAAUAACACUGCAUGAAGUUUUGGCGCAUACACCACAUGAUCACGUAGAGCGUAAAAGUCUACAAAAUGCCAGACAACAAUUGGAAGAUCUUUCCCGGCAAAUGCACGAUGAGGUCAGUGAAACGGAAAAUUUACGAAAAAAUUUGGCUUUAGAAAGAAUGAUUGUCGAAGGAUGUGAUAUACUAUUGGAUGUUAAUCAAGUUUUUGUCAGACAAGGCACUCUUAUACAAAUAUUAGAUAAACCUCGUGGUGUACGCAGUAGAUUGAGUGCAACAUUUGGUGGAAAAAGUGGUGAUAAAGAAUGUCUUAGACAGUGCUUUUUAUUUUCAAAUCAUUUAAUACUUACAACACGUCAAUCAGAUGAUGAUGGUCGUCUAAAUUUAGUUCCUGGUACUGGAAAAAUUCCAUUGUCUGAUGCUGUACUUAUAGAAGAUCCCAGUGAGCAAAGUGCAACAGAUGAUGAUGAAUUGUCAGUUUGUUCCAUGUCAAGUGGUGUUAGUGAGAGUAGUGGAAGUGGAAGUGGAAGUGGAGGAAUGCCACUUGGAAAUCGUGAUUUUAAAAUUGCACUCGACAUGAAAUCGGGUGGUCAGCCAAUUUCAAUUCAUCUUGUAGCACCUACCAUGCAGGAAAAAGCAGCAUGGAUAAGUGACAUAAGUCAAUGUAUGGACAAUGUACACUUUAAUGACUUGUUGCAUGGAUCAUUGUCAGAUACAAGUUCUGUUAUAAUGCCACAAUCAAUUAGAAAUGAUCCAAAAUUAUUUAAAGAUGAUGUUGAUAUUAGAUUUAGUCGUACAUUAAAUUCUUGUAAACUUCCACAAAUACGAUAUGCAACUCCAGAGAGAUUACUUCAACGAUUGACAGACUUGAGGUUUCUAAGUAUUGAUUUUCUCAAUACAUUUUUACUAACGUAUCGUGUUUUCACCGAGGGAGUUACUGUUCUAGAAGCAUUAAAAAAAGUUUUCUAUGAUGCUGAUCCACCUGAUGGACAAAUGCCAAUCGAUUCAUUUGAUGGAUUAUCGACAUUAGCUUCAGAUGGUCAAUUGCAUCUUGAAGAACGACGAAGAAGCAGUACAACACCCCGAAGAACAAGUGGUGCCAGUUCUGUUUCUGGAUACGGCUCGGAGGUGAGCGAUUGUCGAGAAGCACGGAGUCACAGUUAUUUCGAAUCAACACUGGCUUCACAGAGUUCAGGCUCAAAAGGCCAUUGGCGAUCUGGUUAUCGCAAAAUGGAAGAAGAUCAAGGUUUGGGAUUAAUAUCUGAGGUACCACCUAUAAUAAAACGAAGUCCAACACUGCAAUUACCUGGUGCUUCAUCUGGCAAACAAUCACCAAAAACUAAUCGUCGAGUUAGUAUAAAGCAAGAAGAUUCUGAAGAAGAUGGAAGUCAUCUUACAAUUCCAAAAGUUAUAACUGGUUCAUCAAGUUCAGAGACACUAACAGAUAUGGCAGCCAACAGUGCACCAUCUUCACCGAGUAAUUUGAGUUCAGUUACAUUAGUUGGAUCAACUGGAUCUGGCUCAGGAUCAGAUCCAAGCCAUCAAGAUAUUGGCAGUUAUUCAAGAACAGUUUCUGAAGAAACUGAUACUCCAGUUGCCACUGAAUAUGGCUCAAAAGAUGAAGUACAAUUUACAUAUGACGAUCCUUCGCCAUUAUCACCAUCACACAAAGCAAGUCCAAGUCCAAGUCCAAAAACAUUUAGAUCACCGAGAGGUAAACGUUUAGAUUCAGACAAAGAUGACACAGCAUGGAUUGAUGAUGAGACUGCAUCACCAAUUGAACCAUAUUGUGCAAAUCAUCAUCAACAACAUUCAGAACUUCAUCGUGCAUCGAUUGCCUCUGCACCAGCAGCCACAUUAAGAAGUGGCUCAAUAUCAAUUGGGAAUUAUUGGUCUGGUAGACGAUCGAUUCAGGACAGUGAUAUGAGCUCAGGAAGAGCUUCAUGUUGUUUUCAAUAUGACACACCACAAGUAUCAAGCAAAGCUGGUGUUGUCAUAACAAGUUCACGACAAAGUCACAGAAGCAUUGGACCCGCUCAAAUAUGGAGUAGUACAUCAACAGCUGCAGCAGCAUUUGCUAUAGCAACAUCAGCAUCAAGCAAUCCUCCUGAUAAAGCAUUAGGUCGUUGUCAAGAUGGUAACAAUAGAAGUGGCUCUUGUCGUGAUCGUAAUAGACGUAAAGAGCCAGUAUCAACAGCAGCAACAAUGAGAGUACUCAAUGUAUUACGUCAUUGGGUAUCAAAACAUGCACAAGAUUUUGAACUUAAUUUUCAAUUAAAAAAUUUAACAAUUGAAUUUUUGGAUGAUAUUGUUGGUAGUCCAAAUUUAUUACCUGCUGAGCACAAAGCAGCAAGUCAAUUAUUACGAUUAAUCAGCAAAGAAGAACCAGAAAAUAGUAAAAUUGAUUUGGAUAAACUUCUUGCACCUCCAUCGGUUCAAAGUAAAGAAAGUAUAGAAACACUAUCAGCUUUAGAAAUUGCUGAACAAAUUACAUACAUAGAUCAUAAAAUAUUUGUAUCAAUUGCAAGCGAAGAAUUUCUUGGUCAAGCCUGGAUGAAAACUGACAAAGCAACUCGUGCACCUCAUAUUAUUCUUAUGACAAAGAGAUUCAAUGAAGUAUCACAAUUGGUUGUGUCGGAAAUUGUUAGAAGAUCCAACAUGUCAUCCAGAGUUGCAGCUAUUGAAAAAUGGGCUGCUGUUGCUGAUAUUUGUCGUGUGCUUCAUAAUUACAAUGGUGUUCUUGAAAUAUGUGCGGCAUUUACAAAUUCAAGUGUUUACAGAUUAAAAAAAACAUGGGAAAAAGUUUCCAAAACGACAAGGCAAACAAUUGAACGAUUGCAAGGUGUUGUUUCAUCUGAUGGACGUUUUCGUAAUUUGCGAGAUGCUCUUCGUCGUUGUGAUCCACCUUGUAUACCUUACUUGGGUGUUUAUUUAACUGAUCUAUCAUUUAUCGAAGAAGGUACUCCAAAUUUUACAGAAGAUGGUCUACUGAAUUUUUCCAAAAUGAGAAUGAUUGCACAUGUGAUUCGUGAAAUUCGUCAUUUUCAACAGACUCCUUAUAAAAUUGAAUUAAUAACAAAAGUUACAAAUUAUUUACUAGACACAACAUUACUUGUUGAGGAAGAUGACUUGUAUAGAAUGUCAUUAGAAAUUGAGCCAAGAACAUCAAGGCUCAGUACAACAACAUUAAUUGGUCUUCCAUCUACAACUAGUCCAGGAGUUUUUAAAUAAAUAAUAAAAAAGAAAAAGUAAGUAGAGUAAGUAAUUUAUCAUUGAAAAUAUUUUUAAAAAUAUUAUCUGUCAUCUGUCACUAAUGACAUCAAGGUAAUAUUAUUUGUCAUCCUUUUUAAUCUAUAAAAAAAAGAUCUUUCAAGUAAAUUUAACUAAGCUUGUGUUUAUUGAUCAAUUGUAUAAUCUUGAAUAUAUAUAUAUAUAAAAGAAAAAUUAUUAUAAUAAUUAAUAAGACACACUCAAUAAAAUGAUAUAAUUAUUUUCAAUAUAAUACAUUUAAAAAAAAAAAUCAUAGUAUUCGGAUGAUCGGCUAAUUUCGUUUUGAAAAUAAGACAAAAUAAGUGAGACUUAAUUUCAAUUAAUUUCAAAUAUUAUUAAAGCAAAAAAAAACAAGUAAAAAGAUUUAAAAAAAAAAUGUUUUUCGGGGUUUUAUAAAUUGUUGAAAGUUACAGGUAUGAUUUUGCCGUUCAACCCCGUCCAUAUCUGUCCAGUGUUGAGUUAAUAAAUUACAAUCAGCCUGUAACGUACAUUUUUUUAUUUUUUAUUAUUAUUUUUAAUCAAUUGUCUGUGAUUUUCGAACAAAAAAAAAUAUAUAUAUACCUACCUACAUGAAAUUGAAUUAUUAGAAAAAGAAAAAAUGGAAAAAAAAAAAAAAAAGAAAAAA